CUUGCUUUACGAUGAAAACUUUUAAUUUCUAGUAUUUGCAAAAUUUUUCAUUUUAAAGAUUUUUUGCAAGUUUAAUUAACAUAAACUAAAGUUUAUUAACCAUAUAUUCAAAUAAUUGGUGUAUCAAAGGAGGAAUUUUGAAGCAAUACACUAAAUAUGUCUUCUGGAAGACCUAUAAAAUGUGUAGUUGUUGGUGAUGGAACGGUAGGAAAAACUUGCAUGUUAAUUUCUUAUACAACAGAUAGUUUUCCUGGUGAAUAUGUACCCACUGUUUUUGAUAACUAUUCGGCUCCUAUGGCUGUUGAUGGAAUACAAGUUUCACUUGGUUUAUGGGACACGGCUGGACAAGAAGAUUAUGAUCGACUGCGUCCUUUGUCAUAUCCACAAACAGACGUAUUUUUAAUAUGUUUUAGUGUUGCUAGUCCAUCGUCUUUUGAAAAUGUUACCUCAAAAUGGUAUCCUGAAAUAAAACAUCACUGCCCAGACGCUCCAAUAAUAUUAGUUGGUACUAAAAUAGAUUUACGAGAUGAUAGAGAAACGUUAAGUGGUUUAGCCGAGCAGGGGCUAUCACCUUUAAAAAGAGAACAAGGACAAAAAUUAGCCAAUAAAAUAAGAGCUGUAAAAUAUAUGGAAUGUUCGGCACUCACGCAAAGAGGUCUUAAGCAGGUAUUUGACGAAGCUGUUAGAGCUGUAUUGAGACCAGAACCACAAAAACGUCGUCAAAGAAAGUGUAUAGUUAUGUAAUUACGAAUCUCAUAUACGAGCAGAAAGAUAUCUUACUUUUUUUUUUAAAUUAUAAAAACCAAAAAUGGUUUUUGUAGUAAUUAUUUAUUUUCAUUUAAAUUUAUAUAUAUAAUCUUAGAAAAGUAAACAAAAAUAUAUAUAAAUAUGUUUACAUAAUAUAUAUAUAUAUAUAUAUCUAUAUAUAUAUAUAUACUUAUAUAUGUAGCAUAAGUGUAUAUAUAAAUAUAUAUAUAGAACAUACAUACAUAAUAUAAAUAUAUAACAAUAAUUGUUAGGCCUAUUAUAUUUAAUAGUUUUUACUAAUCAAUGUAUUUAUCAAGAAAACGUGAAUACUAUAUUAAAAAUCUUUUUAAUCCUCUAUAUUAAAUUUAACGUACAUACAUUCAUGUAAUAGUUAAUACAUAUAAAUACUCGAAACUACAAAUUUUUACUCAAACGCGACUUUAUAAAUACGUUUUACAGAAAAAGAAACUCAAAACACACAAUUCCUACGUUCAUGUAUUUUAAUUGCUAAGACUGAAUAUCAACAAUAAACUCUCGCCAGUUAAUUUUUUAUCACAUAUUAUUUGGUUUUUUCUAAGUUCAAAUCUUAAAACGAAAGAAAAUAAUUUUUUACACAAAAUAUUUAAAAACGUAUAACAUUAAUUUACAAAAUGGUAUUAUAUUAUAAUUUAUGCUUUUCUAAAUUAGAAAAUGUCCAAAAUUUCUGUUCUGAACUAUUUGGUGCCAAUUAUAUAUUAACGCGUGUUUAUCAGUUUUUUAUAACGUAAAUGUAAAACUGACUCCAAGUAACUGAAGAAUCUUAAAAUGAGCCAAAUAUAAAUACUACUUGUAAUGCUUGUUUUCUAAGAAGUAAAUAUUUGAUUUAGAUUAAAAAAUAUUAUGUACUUAGUCUUCUAUUCUUUUCUUGUAAAAAAAUUUGGAUACUAAAUUAUUUUAAAUAAUUACAUACAACGGAUGCCAUAUUACAUACAUUAAGUAUAAAAAAAAUCCUUAAAAUAUAAUAUUAGUACAACACGCAAAACAUUGUAAAGUAGUUAAAUUACCCAUAAAACAAUAAUAAAUGAAUAUUAUAUAGUAAUAAAUGAAAAUUUGUAUUAUCACCGCUCUUUUUUACUCCAAAUUUCUAAACUACAUUCUAAUGUAAUUAGAUAAAAAAAAACCUCUUAGAAAAAUUAUGGAAUUCUAAAAUAUAUACAAAAAAAUAUUUUUAACUUAAGAAUUUUAAAAAAACAAAAUAUACUUAAUCAAUUAUAAUUUUAUUUUAAAUUUUGAAAAAUCCCUUAAUGUCUUUUUAAAUUAAUAUUAAGAACAUAUUCAUCCAAAAAUUGAAGUAUCUUCGUCCAGUGCUAAAAAUAUUAUUUUAAUUUAGUUAUUGUUACUGAAUUUUAUUAAUGCAAUUUUUUUUUUGGUUUAUUAAAUUUGGGUUACUUAAUAUAAAAUUGUCUUCUAUUUGUUUUUUAUUUUUAUAUAUAAUUUUUCAAUAAAACAAUUUAAAUAUACCAAAGUUCAAAAUAUGUUCUUUAGAAUUACGAUAUGUAAUGAAGCUGAAAAUAUUACAAAAACAAAAACACAAUUAAAAUGAAUCUAGUCAAUUUAAUAAAGGUAGUAAUACAUGAAGAGCAAAUUAAAAUAAAAUGGCAAAUUAACAGAAGAAAUUAAUAUAUAAUUCAAAAUGAAAAAAGAAGUUUUGUUAUUUAAUUUUUCUUAUAACAAAUGUGGUAAACGUAUUUUUGCAAGUUUUAUGUAACGAAAGUACAACAAUAGAAUUAAGUUUUAAUGAAUUAGACAGAUUUACAUAUAUUUAAACUAUACAUUAUUUUAUAUAAUAUGCUUUGACUUGUCAAAGAAAAGUGUUUAUGAAAAUUUUUGUAAAAUGGAGUUUCUGCAUUUCGAAAUUUAUUCUAUCAUUCAUUAAUUUUGUAAUACAAAAUUUAAAGUAAUGAUUGAAAUUCCUUCACGUUUUUAUUAAGAAUUUUUGUUUUUGAUACGUACUAUAAAUGUACAACAUGUUGUUUUAAAUUACAAAAAAGACAUGAUACCAAUAGUCGUAACAAAUAUUUCCCUUUUUGAUAUAAAACCAUACGCAAGACGAUUUGGUUUUGUAAAAAAUAUUACAUAAUAUGUAACAGAUAUUGCACGGCUGUUUUAUUAUGACAAUGUACUUGAAAAAACGUAAUUUUAACGUGAUAGAAUUAUAAAUUGUAACUAAUGUCAAAAUUUUUUGAUUAUUAUAAUUAUGUACCUUUCGUUACAUAAAACUUUAUGUCACCAAAAAUAAAUUGAAAAUUACAUUUGUCUUCUUUAAUCAUUUGUUUUAAUACUCGAUAUUUACAUUUUAAUAAUAAUCAUAUUUUAUUAUUACAUACUUAGUAAUUUUAGAAUUUUUGAUACAGAUUAUGUUCUACCUAAAUAAUUGAACUAAGAAUAAAAGUAUUUAAUAUAAA
Messenger RNA from Condylostylus longicornis, 3191 nucleotides. RefSeq names its product ras-related C3 botulinum toxin substrate 1 (gene Mtl). The record is from RefSeq and is a predicted model, not a curated record. Gene Ontology annotation, molecular function: GTPase activity; GTP binding. The transcript is spliced from 5 exons. The coding region runs from base 157 to 744 and encodes 195 amino acids. Lineage: Eukaryota; Metazoa; Arthropoda; Insecta; Diptera; Dolichopodidae. Gene Ontology annotation, biological process: small GTPase-mediated signal transduction.